GUCAUUAUUCCGCGACGACUCACGUGUUGACAACAGCCGCUGAUCAGUUUCAGGCAUUCAGCUCCUGAAAAACCCGACUUCUCCAUCAAUCCUGAAGGAUCCCUGUUUGCCGCCUCCUCCUCUUCUCGUCCUCUGCUCCGUCAGCCAUGAGUGACAGCGAUGAUGAUGUUCCUACUCUGUCAGCUCACACUCUGGCCGCCCUGCAGGAGUUUUACAGUGAGACCCAGGUAGCUGUGGAUCACGGCACAGCACCAACAGACCAGUUUGCUGUGGGAGCCGUGGAGGAGGACUGGCGGAUGAGCCAGUUCUGGUACAGCGACGAGACAGCAACACAGUUAGCUGAGGAAGCAGUGCGAGAAGCUGGAGAGGGAGGAAGGAUAGCAUGUGUGAGCGCGCCCAGUGUGUACCAGAAGCUGAAGCAGGGCUCGGUGGUCGGUUCUGAGCGGGUGUCUGCCGUAGUGUUGGAGUACGACCGCCGCUUCGCCACCUACGGAGAGGACUUCAUAUUCUACGACUACAACGAGCCGCUCUCUCUCCCAGCCAGCGCGGCUCCUCACAGCUUCGACAUCGUCCUCGCUGACCCGCCCUACCUGUCCGAAGAGUGUCUGAGCAAAGUGACCCAAACCAUCAAGUACCUGAGCAAAGGCAAAGUGCUGCUGUGCACAGGAGCCAUCAUGGAGAAUCUGGCCAAAGAGCUCCUGGAUGUAAAAAUGUGCGACUUUUUGCCAAAACACAACAGAAACUUGUCCAACGAGUUCCGCUGUUUUGUCAACUACCCGUCUCGCCUUCUGACCUGCUGAGGAGCCAAGUGUCCAUCACAUCGGUGCCUUGUUACCCUGCAGUGAGAUGCACAGCAUCAGCGUACUCAUGAGUACGAAAGAAAUGAUCCCGAUGUCUCGCUGUCAUCCUGACGUCUUGGCUUCGGUUUGAUGACUAUAAAUUUGUGUUACGGACUCGUUGUGUGAAGUUUUAAAGAUAUGGACUUUUUCCAGACCAAAGGCUGCAACAAGAAGAUGCUGUGAGGCAUUACGGCUCAUGUAUGAACUGGUGUUUUUAAUGCUUCACUCAUACAUGAGACUAGAAGUUGGUCUGUCUCUUGCAGGUCCCCCAAUUUAGCUAUUAAGUAAUAAAUAUUACAAUUUAGUCCUUCUCAGUGUUUUGAUACUGAUUUGCAGCAAAGCAAGGCUUUGACAGAGGCAGAGAACUGGUAGCUAUUUAACCUGAUUAACUCAUGAAUGACUUUGGUCAGGUCAGCUCAGUCAGGUGACAAAGUGAGUAAAAGGAAGGAAAGAGUUAAUGGGAAAAGAUCAGCCCACUCAGCAGUACAUCAGAGGAGGCAGAGAAGCAUCAGCUGUUUAGUGUUGACCAGGAAAAAGAGAAGCAGGAAGAACUAAUUUCUUUUUUUUCUUUUUUUUACAAGUUUUAUUUUCUCACAGCUUUCUAUCAUCACA
This is a messenger RNA of Archocentrus centrarchus (flier cichlid), 1451 nucleotides long. RefSeq names its product EEF1A lysine methyltransferase 1 (gene eef1akmt1). The record is from RefSeq and is a predicted model, not a curated record. Gene Ontology annotation, biological process: methylation. The transcript has 5 exons. The coding region runs from base 147 to 800 and encodes 217 amino acids. Gene Ontology annotation, molecular function: protein-lysine N-methyltransferase activity; nucleic acid binding. NCBI's taxonomy places the organism in Eukaryota, Metazoa, Chordata, Actinopteri, Cichliformes, Cichlidae.